AUGAAGGAAGGAGGCGUAUCUCCGGCUUUUCAGAUUCAUACGUCCGCAGGGAAUCUUCUCUGGAAAUUUAUUUCUUUCAUCAUUUCAAAAUACGCUCAGGUAUUGUGCGAGCCAGUCAUUUGCGCCCGUGCCCGUAGAAUGUUGGAAGGCAUGGCCGCUAGAGACCAUGGCGGCAUGGAGAAACCGCGGGAGGGGAUUUGCGUCAAUGGAGAGCAUUUCAUAAUUCACGGAUUGGAGGAGUAUAAGGCCUCAGCAACUAGAAAGGGAUAUCCUGUCGAAAUACAAUUACCUCUCGCAGAGGCUUUCUCAAAGUUUUCACGUGUGGCAGCCGGAUGCAAAUGCGCAAGAGGAAAAGAUUCAAUGGCGGCGAUCUUGAAUAAAGUUGCUGCUUGA
Molecule: messenger RNA, 393 nt
Organism: Histoplasma capsulatum G186AR
Lineage: Eukaryota; Fungi; Ascomycota; Eurotiomycetes; Onygenales; Ajellomycetaceae
Exons: 3
Coding region: 1-393 (130 amino acids)
Source: RefSeq, a predicted model, not a curated record